GUUAAACGGGCCAGAUCGCAGAUGGACGUCCGCGGGAGCGUUUCUGUCAUGGAGAGUACGACGCGACAUGUCGUAAGAGUGGUCAAGUGUCGUCGUGGUCGUGGUCGUUGUCGCCGUAGCGGUCGCGUGUGCGGUACAAUUUCGGGACGUGUCGCGAUAUUGCCGCAGUGACAGUUGACAAAGGUACGCGUGCGUAAGGAUCGUAGGUGCUCCUGGUGCUACUGUUGAUAUACGUCGCGCGAACCGAAUAAUUAGAUACAGCUACGUCUUUUCACGGCCGAGUUCUAAGCAGUCGGAACGGGACUGGGCCCUCGCGUUCAGGAUAGAGCACGCACGUGCAUUUUGCAUUCGAUCGCGGCAGUAUGGUCGAUGAAUCGGUGAACGGUGCUGUGACACGUUAAUUACGGUGCAUGUCAGUGUGCCUAUUACUAAUAGAUCCGUGAGAUUCGUAGUGUCGGUUGUAAUCCACGUGCAGAGAACGCGGAUGCUCGAGAGGAACGAGCGUUGUCAACAACCGCAAGGGUGAAGGAGGGACAGUCACCUCGCGGUAUAUCGCGUACGCGGACGAACGUUUUCAUGGAAUCGAGUCAGUGUCGACGAGGCGGUUCGUGCGCACGUGUUGCCGCGUGACAUAAACGCAUCGUAAACACACAAACGAGCGCGGCCACGCAUUCGCUUAUGUUUAUAUCACGAAAUUCGAGCGGAGUUGAGUACGUUACCCACUUCGCGGAGCGUAUAUAAACAACGCGCACAGAAGCGUGUCGGAGUUUCUUCCGGUUACAAACAUCGCAAGCGUGAAUAUUAAUCUUAUUUAUUUGCGCAUUUCGACUUUGAUCGUGUCACGAACUUCGCUUUACGGUAGAAGCGGAAUUGCUGCCCAGGAGAUCAACCGUGCGGCAUUUCUCGCGCGAAAACGAGAAUACGAAAUCCUGUUAACCCGAUCCGUUAACGUAACGGACACACGGAGCGCGGUCGCGGAAGUUGACUCUUUGGUGAGGAAAAAUCGCGAAAAUAAGGAACAACCGUUCGAAACGAACAACCGGGUGGGUGUUCGCGUUAAAUAGGAACAGACCGAGCGUGCGUAAUCGGUGCACACAUCGGAGAUCGCGUUCUCUCGAAUUCUCUUGAACCGCGGUGAACGGGUGACGAAAAGGUGAAGAAAAAGAGGAGGAGAGACGAACGAUGCUGCUGUCCGGUCGUCGCGGCUAAUUCGCACGUGUCGCGAUGUCGGGCGGCACGGCGGGCGUCCGCGGCACCGGCGCCGAGUGCAGGAAGUUCGCGCCGAACAUAUUCAACAAGAGCAAGUGCAGCAGCUGCUUCAAGCAGAAGGAGGAGCACAGCGCGGAGGCUCUGGAAUGCAACAGGGCAACAAGGAAGAUUUCAAAAUGCGGCUACCUGUUCGUGGCUCCGGGCUGGGACUUCUCGAAUCCGUUGAAUCGGACGAAGAGAUGGCAGAGAAGAUGGUUCGUGCUGUACGACGACGGGGAGCUAACGUAUUCGGUGGACGAGCACCCGGAGACGGUUCCUCAAGCGAGGAUCGAUAUGACCCGGGUGUUGGAGGUCGCCGCCGCCGAGGAUAUCACCGGACAUCCGUACAGCCUGGCCAUCACCUCGCCGGAAGGUGUUACCUUCGUGAAGGGCACGUGCCGCGAGGAAACGCGGUGGUGGGCUGACAUGCUUCAGGUCUACUCCAGGAACAAGGGUCGACACAAGAGGAACGCGACGUUCCCGGGUGGACAGACGACUAUCCUUCAGGUCACUCCGACGAUAAGAAGCAACACUCCGAAUCCCCCUCGGCCCCGGUUCAACAGCUGUCGCUCGGAGCCCCGCAGCAAUACGUGGAUCCCAGAGACAAGUGUCUCCAACGAGCUUUGCCCUUCUGUAUUCUCUUCCACACCAUCCCUGGUAACCAGCAGCGUGGUGACGACGACUACCAACGCGAUGAGCAACGGGAACGCAGAGAACAGCAAUGCGUCGCCGUUAAGAGCUAGCACACCCUUGGAGAACGGCUCCAGCUACUUAUCACCCGUUUCGACCACCUCGUCUAUGAACGGGAGCGUGUCUAAUACCGUUUACUCGACCACGUCGACGUCAACGGCUGUGUCCAGCGGGUCGUUAACGGACAAGCCACCGAUCGUGCCGAACGAGGGUAGGUCGAGCUACAGGGAUCAGCCGGCGAGCAGCGCGUCGCCUCCGACCAGGGAUAAACUCCGAGCGGAGGACAAGGCCAGGCGGAGGAUGAAUCAGCACGAGGAACGAGCGGGAGCGAGCACCAACGAGAAACUAGACGAUGACGCCUGUCGAAGGAUCCUGUUGGAGCACGAGAGAGAACGAGAGGACAAGCUGCGAGAUAUUGCUGCCUCUCUGACGCAGCCACGUGUUAGGAGAAUCAAACCGAGAAGUUCUGAGCCUACCAGAGACGUAGUGGACGCAGCUAACGCGGCGUAUCAAGAUAAAUUUAUCAGGGGCGAUCCCGAUGGCUGCGGUUUGGAUAUCUCCGGGAUCAGGUACUCGCCCACCUCGGAGCUGAGGGUCGAUCUGCCCGCGGAGGACUUACUAAACAUCAAGAAAGGCUGGCUAAUGAAACAGGGCCUGAACAAGGAAUGGAACAAGCACUGGUUCGUGCUACGCGGCUGCGGCCUCAUGUACUACCGAGAUCCCUGCGCGGAAGAUAAGGGUAUCAUGGACGGCGUCAUAGAUCUGAAUACCGUUACCGCCGUCACGCCCCUUCAAGUCGCAAGAAAUUAUGGAUUCCAGACCGUGGCUUGGGACGAUAGAGGAUCUACUGUGUUGUCCGCGGUUACUGCUGGAAUACGGGCCAGUUGGAUAUCAGCCAUUCGAAGAGCCGCGAAUCUACCAGAUCCGGACAGCAAUAACGACUCGUUGAUAGUCUGCCAAGACGGACAGCAAGACAAUACUCCACAAUCGCCCACCGCAUCUAUAACGGAACGUGAACGGGAUUCGGUGAUUCCAUCGACGUCAGUUACACCGCGUUCUGUCCUGUUCUCUUCGGACGAGGAAUAUCGCACGGCAUCGGAGGGUGGCAGACGAGAAUCUGGCGACUGGUCCGAGGUCCCCGUGUCACCGCCUCUCGUAAGGAAUGGCGACUGGACCAGCGGGUUGAAAAGUUCCAGUUGGUCAGAUUCGGCUAAUCACGAGUGGUCGGAGUUACCACCCUCGCCACCGUUGAACAGAACAGCCCUAUCUCGGGUAAAAGCCCGAUCCAGAUCUAGCUCCAGGUCUAGAGUAUACAAACGUAGCCGCAGCUCGCCUCCGAGCUCGAGGAGGAGCACGUUGGACAGCGUGAGAUCCGAGGACCUGAUGAUGGCUUGCUGCGAACUCGGCGAAGACGAGGAGCAGCCGAACGGGCAUCUGCAGAGUAACAGUUGCCUGUCGAGCGCCAACGAGAGUCCUCUGAUCGUGGAACUGUUGGAGAAUCAAGUAUCGCUGCUGCGCGAUCAGUUGGACCAGAAUCAGUCGCAUCCGAGUACGCUACUAGUCAUUAUCGAGCGUCAGGAGAACGAGAUCGAGAGCCUGAAGUCGCAGUUGAACGCUGCGAGAGCGGACGUCGCGAGUGCCGAGAAAGAGUUAUCCAGGUUGAGGCAGCAGAAAGCAGAGGCUACCAUUAGAGAGAAACAGGUUGACGAGUUGUUGAACACGAUACAGAGAACGGAACAAGAGCGGAGCAAAGACUUGGACGAUCUAGAGAAGAUGAAGAAGAUGUAUAAUAGAGAUAAAGAGGUUCUCGAGUGCAAAUUAUUGGAAACAGAGGCUAUUCUUAGAGAAACCAGCGAGCGAUGCGAAAUGCUGACUAAGGAACUGGCUUCGAGUCAUAGGACCGUAGAACAUCUGCAGUCGGAGAUAUCUUCCCUGAGUAACAGACUGUCUCAGGGAAUAGACGAGAACGAGAGGUUGUACAACAAAGUUCGAGAAUUGGAGGACAAAGGGGGAUUGUCGUCCUCGAGGGAACGUAGGAGAAGUUUCGAUUCUCUCAGCGAUCUGACGAACAUCGAACUGGAUCUGGAUUUGAAUUCCCUGGAUAAGGAAAGAAUCGUGGAAGAAUACGACGAACUUCGAAGCCGUUUCGAAAAGGCAAUCUUGGAGAUACGCGCGAUGCGUAAGGAACUUCGCGAGGCGCACGCGAUGCAGGAUGCCUUGGAGCUGGAGAUUUUUGCUCACAAGCAGGACGCGGCUAACGUGAACGAAACGAAUCAAGCUCAGAUACAGUUGAUGGCGGCGAGGAUUCAGGACUUGACGAACAAGCUCGCUGCCAGUGAGAAGCAAGUGAGGACCUUGAAGCAGAAAUUAACAAAAGCUGAGACAAGGGACAAGAGGAGAUCUCUGUCGCUGAAAGGUCGUGAAUCCUUCCAAAUUUCGCAAGAAAUGGAGGACAAGCUCUUGGAUCUGGAGAACAAGAUUUGCGCUAUAGAACGUGGGAGGAACAUCAAUGCGGCCGCGACUGGAAGCAGCUCGAAGGAUUCGAGUCCUAAUCCAAAGAAAGAGAAGAGGAGGGACGGGAAGAGUUUGGAUCGCACUAGAUUGAGAAGAAAAUCGCUAGACAGUGCAACGAGCUCCGAGCCCAUGAAGGUGUUGAUAAGAUUGAGCACGUUGGAGACGAAAGUGGCGAACGUUGCCGAGAAUAUAGCGAGCGACGUCGAGAAAGAUUCGAGCGAGUGUAGCGAGGUGAGCGGAUCGUCGACCAGCGAAGUUUCGUUGGAAAUCAUCGCGAGGUUAAGAAAACUGGAGAGAGUGGUGUCGAAGUCGAAGAGGAGACUUGAGAAGUGUCUAGGCUCGACGCAGGCGGAGGACAAAGCGGAGAAAUGUCUGCGCGAGGUGAACGACAUCCUCGACUCGUGUUUAGAAUGUAAGAAAAAUCAAGCCAGCGCUCAGGCGACCGAGUCAGUAGGCGUAGUGGUAUCUAGACUAGAGACUAUACUUAAAGAUAAGCUGAGCGAACUCACGAAGAGGCGGCACACGCUCGAGCAGAACGGACAGCUGGACGAUCGCGCGAAGAUGAGGCUGACCGCGGAGCGGGUCGCGUUCGAGUUCGUCGUCCUCAGACAGAUAAAAUGCGCGAUCGGUCGUACGUUCGACAGGAGUGCCGUUCUCAGUGAAUUGGUCGAAACUAGUCAGCUUGCCUCAAGCUUAACGCGUAAGAUUCACGGAACUAAGCCCAAAACGUACCAAAAGACCAGUUACAUUCAGUAUCUUACUCGAGUGUUAGCGAAUAAGUUAGUGCUAGUAGGCGGCGUGGCCGCGACGGAGACCGCGAGCAAGGAGGUGUCUGCGGCUCGUAGCGAGAGCCUGAACUUCCUGCUGCAAAAGCAACGCGAGGUAAACGAGAUUGUGCGCAGAUACAAGGAGACGAAAUUGAGGCAGCUCGCUGAAGCGUUGGCCGCGGAGACGCUGAACAUGUCGGAGCAGGAGGACGCGAACAAGCAACUGACGAACAGCUCUGGCAACAAGCUGCUGGAGGAUCGAAGAAUUCGCGAGGCGUGGGCAUUGGCUCAGGAAACGGUCAGCAAAGAGUUGGUGCAGGCCGAGGUGUCACACGUAAUCAUGCGAUGCGGUCAAAUGUACGAGCAGAACAUCACUAGUGUAACCGACGCCUGUUUGAACUUCGACAAUUCGGAGAGCGUAACUUUGGAAGCUUGGAUCGACACAGCUCAGAUGAUGCUGCGUCAGGAGAUUGAACAGUCUAAUCGCGAAUUGUCGGACAUGUACGAGGAAUGCCUUCACCAGUUGAAGAAGAAUAAAUCGACGGUCGAAACUAAGUAUGAGUCGCGUCAAUUACUGACAGACUACGCGGACGUGAUCGCGCACAAAGCUUUAAUAGAUGCCAGAAUCGGGCUUCUUCAGGAGAACACGAGACAGUUGACGAGCUUCCCUGGGGAGACUUUCGUAUCUAGUCUAAUUCGAAACGACGACGUUCUUUCGUGUCUGCUAGCGGCAGACGAGCAAGAGUUCCAAAGCAAUCCGAUUCUCGACGCGGAGUACAGUUACCUUUAUCAGCAGUUUAGUAAGGAGUGCGAGGACAGGAUAACCGGAUCGAAACGCGCCACGAAAGAGCAGAUGAAGAACAUCGGUCAAAGCUUGCUGUACCUGGAGGAAGACUUGGUCGAGCUCGGCAAGCGCGUUCGCGAGAGAUCUGGUGAGGAGAACGAGAAUUUCGCCUGGCUAAACACGAAACCAAGCGCGGCCAGCAUCACCGAUUGGUCGAAUGUCUGCGAGAAGUGCUCGCAGCUACGCGAACAGAUAAAAAAAUUGAGCGACUAUAUGAACAGCGUGACUUGCAAACAAUGCGAACAGUUGCAAGAAACAAUUCAAAGGAUAACGGCGGAGCAUAACGAGGAGCUGGAGACGCUUAAACGUAAUCAGGAGAGAGAUUUGAUGGACAUCAAGGGAGAAUUGGAUAAUCAGAGACAAUCGUUGACUUCCCAGUACGAGCAAGAAGCAGCCAGUUUGCGGGAGAAGGCCAGGAAAUUGGAGCACAGAUUGAACGCCAUGGAUUCCGAGCAUUCAGCUCACGUGAACGAGCUCAGGGCGGCCUAUCAGAGAUCCAUGAGCGCCGAAUUGGACACAGACGCGGAGACGAGGAAGAGAUACAAGGAGGAGAUCAAGCAAUUGCGUGCGCUCUGCGAGAAGGGAUUGAUAGCUAUGGAGAACUCUCAUAGACGUAUUAUUUCCGAAAUGGAGGAGAAGCAUCGACAGGAAUUAGAGAACCUGCGAGUGGAGAAGGAGCAAGCGCUGUCAGAAGAGACUCAGGCAACUCUCGCUGCUCUCGACGCUAUGAGGAAAGCGCACGAACAUGAAGUACAGAAAGAAAUUGCGAAAUUCAAGCAGGAGUUCAUCAAACAGAUGCAGGCGCGCGAAGACAUUGGCGUACUUCACAAAGAGCACGAGGAAGAAAUGGAGGAAAUCAAACAGGAAAUUCUGUCGCUAUCAGCGAAGUAUUCCUCGAAGUGCGUAGAAUCCGCGGCUUUGGAGGAGAAAGUGGGGUCUCUCACGAAGCAGCUUGCCCAGGCGCAGCAACACAUCAUGCAACUGGACGUGAGGAACAAACAGUUAAGGGCUCAUCUAGUUUUGGAAACGAACGAUAACACCAUGAACGACACGAUGCAGAUGUUGAGAGGCAGAGACAGCGAGAUUGCCGAGCCGAGGGAAGAAAUUCAUCGAUUGCAGCAGUUGAAGCAUGGGGAGGCCCCUCGUGAUACCCCGCCCGGUGUGCCAUCGAAAUCUGCAUCGGUAACGAGCUAUUCGCCGCCGUACUCGCCGCAGCAGCGUGUACGGGGUAGUAACGAGCCGUCGCCGCCGGUAAGAUCGGCGAGCAGCGAGGAGCAGAGAACGAUCGGCGAACGGCCGAGAAGCUCGCUGUCGACGUUGCAAAAGUGCAAUUCAUUGCAAUCGGACAACAAGCAACAGGCGGCAACCGCGUUCUCGUACAAGCUCGAACGGGUUAAAUCGGUCUCGUUGCCGUAUUCGGGUAACAUUGUUAGGCCGGGCAGUAGUACUGGCGUGCCGUCGCACGACAGGAAAGAAGCGAACUUAGGGCAAAAGAGCCAGGAGCGUAAUGGGCUGGUGUCGCCGCUUUGGGACAGCCUGAGACCGAGGAGCGGACUGCCCCAUCAGUAUCAAGGUGGCACAGCAGUCGGCGACGGGAGCAGCUGGCAGAGCAACAUCAAAAGCGAGAAACAGCACCGCCCGGAGGCGUACGGCUUCCGUGCCGACGAUCCUCGCCUCACCCCGGAACCCCCAGCUCUCUCUGUUGCAGAGCUGAUGAGGUCUCCAGCAGUGAGGUGGUCCAGCAGAAGUUGUCGCAGUCUGCCCCCAACGCCCACGCCGAGCUACCAUCACCCGCUCCAUCCCCCACUGCCCGCUGUGGGUAUGGUGGCCGAAAGGAAGAAACGUUUCGAGCUCUGAAUGGCUAAUUACUAGUUCUAAUACACGAUCGAGCCUUUACCAGAAAAUUAUAAUCGUAUCAUCCGAAAUUAAUAUCGUUUUUGAAUGGUGCUAGACCGGUUGCUUGUUUCAAGUCUUCCUCGUCGAAGAUCCAGUUUUGAUCACUCUUCAGCACAUUUCCUUCCAUAAAUGGUCUACAGAUUACAUAUUUCAUCACUGCCACGGUCAAUAGGGCUUCGACGGUAGAAUGGAGCAACGUUCGUGUCAAUUAAUACGGUCGCCCGGGGAUCGUGCUCGUUGUAACCGUAUUGAGCAUGUUUAUCAAGUAAACAUGAUUCAAUAGCCGAAACGAGGCUCGGGUCCGGCGCGAGGAUCGCGAGCUGCGCUUCACGUUGUUGGACGCCUAUCGCGUACGAUAGGUCGUUUACGAAGGGGCUAUAUUUUUUGUUAUCGAGUGUAUACCGUUUACAGGACUGUUGUUUGAAUAACAGUCGUUUGAUACGCAUUUAGACUUUGAUACGUGAACUUUAUCCCGUAGAACCGAGUAGUAGUUGUCUCAAUCAAUAAACUCGAAUGAAUGCGUUCCUGGGGCAUUAUUCAAAUAGUUUGCCGUUUCUCGUCUCUUGAUGCAAUCAAUGUAUUUAUGACUCGGUCAACUCUCUUUUAAAUUAUCAUUCUACGACGAUACGAAAAUACGCUGUGAGGUCUUUGAGAAUUAUUUCUGGUGACGAGAAAUGGCAAGAAAAUGAAUCCAGAUUUCAGCGUGGGUCAUUUUAAUAAAUCAACGUUUUAGCGUCUCGAAUGGAGAAGUCUCUGAACUAAUGAGAUCAGAAUUUGAAACGAUGGAUGGUUCAUCGUGAGUCAGGUGUGCAAGUAUCGUGAGAGUUUAAACACAAUAUACCGCGUAAGUGUGUGUUGAUAUCAAAACUAUACGAACGAUUGAUCAAAAUUGUUGCGGUUUGUCGCUAUUUCUGUUUUACUAAAGAGAGAGAAUUAAACGAUUUCGUGUAAUCGUCGUUUACUAUCGAGUAACUUGUCAAAGGGGGCUAAUUCUAAUCGACGGUCGGCUCAAAGUUCUUCUUUUAGGGAGGCUUUAAUCUUUUUCAUUUGUUGACACGUUAUUCGCGGUUACUAUUAAUAUUAUUUUUUGUUUUGUUUUGUAAAGUCGAUCAGCGCGUUGAAGGGAAAUACGACGGGGUCUCGUCGCGGCAAGAGAAGAGAAGGGACGCGUUAUUUCAUAUGUAUUUUUUCUUUUUCCUUACACUCUGUGCUGUCUCUCGUUGAUUCUUCGCGGUCGAAAAUUAAUUGUACGCUUGUUUCGCUCUUGUUAUGUAUAGAUUCUGCACAUAAUUGAAUAUAAUAACGGCGUUGUCACGUUGCACUGUGUAUUACCGCAUUCGCUCAUUUGUGUAAAUGUUUUUUACAUCGGAUCGCGAUAUUAUCAUUUCUCGAUGUUAAUACUGUAUAGUUUAUGACGUUUUCAAUUUAAGGAGCAAGAAAGUAUAAAUAGCCUAGAAUUAACCCCUUCCAUAUCAAAUGGAUUGUUUAUAUUAUAUGUUAUCAUUAAUGUAUUCUAUAGUAUAUACAUAUUUCGCAGCUCGUUUCAGCGAAAAUGUACCGCGACAUCGUGAACGAUGUUGGGGCGAGCGGUUCACAACAAAAAAAAGAAGAGGAAUUAUUGAUAACAAUGCGAUUCAUUAUCUCUUUAUGUAGAGUAAUUACUCAGGAUUGUUUAACAUUUAUAAUAUAUUAUGAUUAUACUUAUUCUAUUUGUAUUAUAAUUUAUAAUAACGUUUGAAAUAAAAUAUA
Ceratina calcarata is the source of this 9708-nucleotide messenger RNA. It is a transcript of the gene osp, whose product is annotated as myosin phosphatase Rho interacting protein outspread. Bases 1225 to 7920 code for a protein of 2231 amino acids. Gene Ontology annotation, molecular function: actin filament binding. Lineage: Eukaryota; Metazoa; Arthropoda; Insecta; Hymenoptera; Apidae. The transcript is spliced from 15 exons. The record is from RefSeq and is a predicted model, not a curated record. Gene Ontology annotation, cellular component: actin cytoskeleton.